This is a messenger RNA of Oryza brachyantha (malo sina), 501 nucleotides long. RefSeq names its product 60S ribosomal protein L37-1-like. Gene Ontology annotation, molecular function: structural constituent of ribosome; RNA binding. Gene Ontology annotation, biological process: translation. The coding region runs from base 57 to 341 and encodes 94 amino acids. Gene Ontology annotation, cellular component: cytosolic large ribosomal subunit; ribosome. The record is from RefSeq and is a predicted model, not a curated record. Lineage: Eukaryota; Viridiplantae; Streptophyta; Magnoliopsida; Poales; Poaceae. The transcript has 4 exons.
UCUACUCCGCCGCCGCCCCACUCUCCAACCCUAGCCGAGAGCACCAAGACCAACCAAUGGGGAAGGGUACGGGCAGCUUCGGUAAGCGUCGCAACAAGACGCACACGCUCUGCGUCCGCUGCGGCCGCCGCAGCUUCCACCUCCAGAAGAGCACCUGCUCCUCCUGCGGCUACCCCGCCGCUCGCAUCCGCAAGUACAACUGGAGUGUGAAGGCCAUUAGGCGCAAGACCACCGGAACUGGAAGGAUGAGGUACAUGCGACAUGUGCCUCGGAGGUUCAAGAGCAACUUCAGAGAAGGUACGGAGGCUACCCCAAGGAAGAGAGCUGCCGCUGCCAAUUAGAUCCUGUUUUGCCUUCAGGAAGCGCUAUUAAAGUAGAAUCAUAAGAACUUUUGCCUGGACUGUACCGUCUGAUCUAUUGUUCUUAUAGUAUGAAGUACUGAUGUCGUAUUAUUUGUUAAGCCGUUUUAAAACUUUACCAUCAAAAUUUGUCAAUUGAAUA